GUGUAGAACAAGAAAGGAAUUGAACUAACCUCUCAAUUAUUCAAGUUAUGAACAAGUUACAUUCAUAACUUGAUAAUAUAAACAAAAAUAUAUAUAAAUAAUUAAUUAAAAAUGUCAGUUUUAAUACGUUUAGCAGAGAGAAAUUAUUUCUCAGUAUUAACAAAAUUACAAGGUGUUGCUUAUAUGUCAAAAGCAUCACCAGCAUGGAUUGAAGGAGAAGAAGUUGGCGAAUUUCGUGUAAUUAGAUUUAAACCAAAACGUGAUGAAGUACAAAAAAAAAAAAUUGAACGUAAAAAUGUACCACCACCAAGAGCAAAUCAAAUGCCAACAGAUCAAGAUUGGCCAUCAGUAUGGCCAGGUCAAAGAUCAUUUCAUCCAGCAGUUGUACCAUUACCAGUACGUCAAGGUUAUCCAAAACGUAAUCAAGCACCACCAGGAAAAUUUGCAAAUACUGAACUUAUGAAAAUACCAAAUUUUUUACAUUUAACACCACCAGCAAUAAAACGUCAUUGUGAUGCACUUAAACAAUUUUGUACUGAAUGGCCAAUUGGUAUUGAAAAUGAUGAAAAAUGUGAAAAAUAUUUUCCACUUGAAAUAAUAACAUCUGAUUAUUGUUGGUCAUCACCAUCAAUACGUGAACCAUUAUCAAGAAUUGUCAGUUUAAAAAUUAAAUUAUCAUCAUUAAAUUUAAAUACACAUGCUAAGGAUAAAUUAUUGAGACUUUUAGGAUCAAGAUAUGAUGAAAAAAAUGAUAUUAUAACAAUUGUUGCUGAUAGAUGUCCAACAAAAAAACAAAAUUUAGAUUAUGCUUAUUAUUUAUUAACAGCUGUUUAUCAUGAAGCUUGGCGUGUUGAACCUUGGGAAGCUGAAAAAGCUCUUGCUGAUAUGGAAUAUUAUGAUUGGGAUAAAAAUAAAAGUCGUGAAAGACUUGUUACAAUUCAUUCAUGGCCAGAACCACCAUCAAAUGAUCUUGAUUAUGAAAAAAUACCACAUGUUACAGAAUAUAAAAUUGCUGUUAGUGAUUUAAUUAAUAAUGGUGAAGAUCAAUUUUCAAUUAAUAAAUACAGGCAAUCAGUUAAAAAUUUGUUACAUUUAAAAAAAAUUGAAAAUUAAAAUUAACAUAUUAGU
Aphidius gifuensis is the source of this 1128-nucleotide messenger RNA. RefSeq names its product 28S ribosomal protein S35, mitochondrial (gene mRpS35). Gene Ontology annotation, molecular function: structural constituent of ribosome. The record is from RefSeq and is a predicted model, not a curated record. Bases 112 to 1113 code for a protein of 333 amino acids. The transcript has 3 exons. Gene Ontology annotation, biological process: mitochondrial translation. NCBI's taxonomy places the organism in Eukaryota, Metazoa, Arthropoda, Insecta, Hymenoptera, Braconidae. Gene Ontology annotation, cellular component: mitochondrial small ribosomal subunit.